AUGGCGGAUGUAACGCCAUCCAGCGCGGCGGAGCCUCUGUACCAAGUGAGACUCUUAGCAGCAUUGAGGAAUGGCGACGCCGCUCUCAUUCACCAGCUGCUCUCGGAAAUUGGGAAAGACAAACGGAAAGGUGCAAGUGAUGAUUUCGACAUUGGCGCAGCAGCUCUCCACCUUGCCAUCCGAUGUGCCUCCACUGAUACUAUUGCGCUCCUACUGUCUAAUCGAUCAAUAUCGCCAAAUGCCGUGUAUCCGCACGGGUCGGGCACGACUGCGCUGCAUUUGGCCGCGUCAAUAGGAAGAGCGGACGUGGUCAACUUGUUACUUGAACAAGAGGGUAUAGACGAUACGCUUCGAGAUGCACAUGGACGAACAUGUAAAGAUGUAGCACGAGGAGUAGCGCGAGGGAAAGAGGUACAUAAAGUUAUUAAUGACUCGCGAUCGCUUUUAACCGCAACGUAUAGGUCACGUCUGCAUUCUUACAUAGCCUCGCCGCAGAAUCAAGGCCCUCCGCAGGAUCUAGUUGAUUUAUUGCAUUCGCCUCGAGUGCGCCUUGUUGACCUUUCGUACCUUGAUCCUUCGACUGGCCGGUCCUUGUUGCAUGAAGCAGCACUUCGGAAGGACCUCAGUCUUAUUGAUCUCAGUAUCAAAGCGGGCGCAGAUGUCUUUGUCCGUGAUAGGCGUGGUAAAUCUGUCGUAGAAAGUGUUAGUGGGAGUAAGGAUGAUAAAGUGCGCGUGUUUCUGCGCCAAUUUACGAAUCAUGACGCGAGUCUCCUGGAUCAGGCUACUACGAGCACGGAGCCACCGACUUUGAAGGGGUAUCUAAGCAAGUAUACGAAUGUAGCGAAAGGUUAUAAUACGCGAUGGUUUGUACUGAAGAAUGGUGUUCUGUCAUAUUAUCGGCAUCAGGAUGAUGAACAUGUUGCAUCGCGUGGUUCAAUUGCCAUGAAGUCAGCGACAUUAGUUCACCCUGGAGCGGACAAACUGCGAUUUGAGGUGCACUCUACUCCCGGCCGUGGGCAACAGAGAUGGUAUUUGAAAGGAAGCCAUGCAGUUGAAGUCGGUCGAUGGAUACAAGCUAUAGCACGAAGUAUUGAACUUACUCGGCGCGAUGGUGGAAGUAUCCAAACUCAGAGUGGAAGUGAAAGCGAGACGCGUAGCCUCAGACAACUCGGGGCGAAUAUUAGAACAUCAAUUUCAUCCCGGAAAGUUAACAAAGCCUCUACUCCGUCAAUUAAUAGUUCUCUAGACGAAAAGAGCAAUGCGAACUUGGUCGAGAGUGACGAACGUGUUGAAGGGGUAGUUGAAGACGAAGAGCGAAAAGACGAAGACGACCAAAAUGAAGACGAUUCCUCCGAUGCACGUUCCCAACUCACUCCGCCUCAUGAGGCAGAAUUUACCUUGCAAGGCAACGCUACGGCUGCGCAGGUCGAACUUACUGCUCAGUUGUCGACAUCACUCGUCCUUCCAGCGGACGCACCUGUCGCUUUGCGUGAGGUGCGUGUUGCUCUUGAGGAUUCUGCACAGGCGGCUUCACGAAUGGUUGGUGAUUUUGUACGCAUGGCGGCGGAGCGCGAGGACUGGUGGCGCGAAAAGCUUGCGCGUGAACGAGCACGCGGUACUCUGUGGGAGGAGUCUCUACAAGUUGUCGUUAAGGAGGGUGCGGCACUUGAAGAAGAGCUGAAGAGUCGGUCUCGAGCACGCCGUCGAUCUAGUAGAAUAUCAGAGGAUCGUUCAGGGCGGACAAGUCUGGAGAUCACUAGAUCAACGCUUCGCAUGCGCGGGAGCUUAACGUCUGGAAUGUUCUCUCCCCCAGCAUUUCGUCUUGACCAGCCACCGUCUUCACGAGCGGUAUCGGGACUACCGUCGCCGAGUGAGUCGGGUGUUCCGGAAAGGGGUGAGAUUCAUGCUGAACCUGCGCCUAUUACUCUUCCUCCGUCCUUACAAGAGGAUGUGGAGGAUUUGGUAUCCACAGACGAAGAGGAUGAGUUCUUCGACGCCAUAGAAUCAAAUCAACUUCCGAACGUGGUUGUUCCCGAUGCGCUUGUCAAGCCAACGCCUAUGGGCACUGGUCUCCUUAUUAAACUUGAUCAAUUUGGGAGCUAUCAACACCUGCGGGACAGGCUUCCGAUCGAGAAGGAUACACGACCUCCAACAAGCCUGUGGAGCGUGUUGAAGCACUCUAUCGGAAAGGAUCUGACGAAGAUUAGUUUCCCGGUUUUCUUCAAUGAACCUACAAGUAUGCUACAGAGAAUGGCGGAAGACAUGGAGUUCUCUGAAUGCCUUGAUGCGGCCGUCGCCGAGUCUGACCCACAAAAGCGGAUAGCCUUCGUUGCAGCGUUUGCUAUGUCGAACUACUCCAGCACAAUUGGUCGGAUUGCGAAACCAUUUAAUCCCAUGCUUAGUGAAACGUUCGAAUACGUUCGAAUAGACAAGAAAUACCGCUACGUGUCUGAGCAGGUCAGUCACCAUCCGCCUGUAUCGGCCUGUUGGGCGGAGUCACCAAAUUGGCACUACUUCGGCGAAGUUGACGCGCAAAAUAAAUUUAUGGGGAAAUCGUUCGAGAUUCGGCCGACCGGUGUAGCUCAUGCAGAACUGUUAAUUCCGGAGAAGCUUGGUACUCCAGACUACCCGAAGGCGAAAGGACCUCUAGGUCAAGGGAAGGUCGUCGAGCAUUAUAGCUGGAAGAAGGUCACUACAAAUGUUUCUGGUUUUAUCAUGGGGUCUCCUACAAUUGACCAUUAUGGUGAUAUGACUGUGGUAAACCAUAGAACGGGGGACACGUGCAUAUUGACUUUCAAACCGAGGGGCUGGCGCGGAAAAGAUGCUUUCGAGAUUCUUGGCCGCGUUAUGGACGCUGAAGGUAAUGUGACGUAUGAGAUUGCAGGACGCUGGAAUAGUCAACUUGUCGCUCGAGCAGUCGGAGCCGGAUAUGGUGUUCUGCAUCCCGACGUAUCAAUUCAGUCACCUGCUUCUCCAUCUACACAGGAGUUUAUUUUGUUAUGGCGAAAUUCUGAGAAGCCACCUGCACCAUUUAACUUGACACCUUUUGCGAUUACACUCAACGACCUGCCGAACGACUUGAAGCCAGUGCUCUGCCCGACAGAUUGUCGUCUACGACCUGACCAACGUGCAUUCGAGCUUGGCAAAUACGAACGUGCGAACGAGCUGAAGGGAUUACAGGAAGAUUUCCAGCGUGCUACACGUCGUGCCAGAGAAGAAGGCCGUGCAGCGCCACAUAAACCACGAUGGUUUGAAGCCAAGACGGAAUCUGAUACUGGAGAGCGAGUGUGGGAGCCGUACAGAGCUUCUAGCGGUGAAGUGGCAUAUUGGAAGGAGAGAGAAGAUGUAUGGAGGGCUUAUGGACCAUGGAAGUACGUUGAGCGUAUUUUUAUUGAAGACGAGACCUAA
Fomitiporia mediterranea MF3/22 is the source of this 3408-nucleotide messenger RNA. RefSeq lists its product as uncharacterized. Gene Ontology annotation, cellular component: membrane; intracellular membrane-bounded organelle; cytosol. Gene Ontology annotation, biological process: exocytosis; maintenance of cell polarity; piecemeal microautophagy of the nucleus. Gene Ontology annotation, molecular function: protein binding; sterol binding. Lineage: Eukaryota; Fungi; Basidiomycota; Agaricomycetes; Hymenochaetales; Hymenochaetaceae. The record is from RefSeq and is a predicted model, not a curated record. Bases 1 to 3408 code for a protein of 1135 amino acids. The transcript has 11 exons.